Molecule: messenger RNA, 1394 nt
Organism: Papaver somniferum (opium poppy)
Lineage: Eukaryota; Viridiplantae; Streptophyta; Magnoliopsida; Ranunculales; Papaveraceae
Product: carbonic anhydrase 2-like
Exons: 10
Coding region: 135-1217 (360 amino acids)
Biological process (GO): carbon utilization
Molecular function (GO): zinc ion binding; carbonate dehydratase activity
Source: RefSeq, a predicted model, not a curated record
CCUCAAUGUACCACAAUCUUUUGUAUUUUUCUCAAUAACUAAAAAACAAAACAUUUAAGAAAAAAAUCGCCGUUGAGAUCGUUGGGAUGGUGACCUAUAAAACCCCUUGGCUCUUGGAUUCCAUGCAUAGCUAAAUGUCGACCACAUCGAUCAUCUCCGUCUCCCUACCUAAAUACUCAUCAUCCACUUACCUUGUAAACAAACCAUCAACACUAAGACCUUCAGUUUUCUGUAGAGUUAGCAGCAACUCUUCUUCAUCUUCUUCUACUUCAUCACCUUCUUCUUCCUCCUCAAAAUACACUCCUCAGCUUAUCAGUAGCCGCCCUGUCUUUGCUGCUCCAGCUCCAUACAUCACUCCUACUUUGAGAGAAGAAGUUCAAAUCGUUGAAGAAGAACAAAUGGCGUCAAAGGAUAACUACGAAGAAGCCAUUGCUGGGCUCAAGAAGCUUCUUAGUGAGAAUAAUGGUCUGGAGGCAGUUGCCGCGGCUAAGAUCGAACAGAUAACAGCUGAAUUACAGACUACUGCCAACCGGAAAGCCGACGGUUUCUGCCCAGUUGAAAGGAUCAAAACUGGAUUCGUCCAAUUCAAGAAGGACAAAUACGAGACUGAUCCAAAACUGUAUGGGGAACUUUCCAAGGGUCAGAGCCCCAAGUUCAUGGUGUUUGCAUGCUCCGACUCUCGAGUGUGCCCUUCCCACAUCUUGGGAUUCCAACCAGGAGAAGCUUUUGUUGUUAGAAACAUUGCUAACAUGGUUCCAGCCUAUUGCCAAAACAGGUACUCUGGAGUUGGAGCUGCCAUAGAAUAUGCUGUCUUGCAUCUCAAGGUUGAGCAUAUUGUGGUGAUUGGACACAGCUGUUGUGGUGGGAUCAAAGGACUUAUGUCUCUUUCUGACGAUGGCUCCACUUCUACUGAUUUCAUUGAAGACUGGGUCAAAAUCGGUUUACCAGCCAAGUCCAAGGUUAAGGCCACAGGCGGUGAUGCACCAAUUGCAGACCUUUGCGAGAUGUGUGAGAAGGAGGCAGUGAAUGUUUCACUUGGUAACCUUUUGACAUACCCAUUCGUGAGAAAUGCAUGCAUUAACAAGAUAUUGACAUUGAAGGGAGGUCAUUACGAUUUCGUCAAGGGAUCUUUCGAGCUCUGGGACUUGGAGUUUGGACUCUCCCCUACUUCCACCGUACGAGAUGUUGCUACGGUUCUGCACUGGAAGCUUUUUUAGACGACGCAUUUUCACCCAUAUACAGAGGUGGAAAAAGGGACAUCUACCUAGUGUUCAAUCGAAGAUGACAUUUGUAUUCUAGAUCGAUAUUCUACCUUUUGGACAAUUAGCCCUGAGAAAUAGGGUUUGUAACUCGAUUAAAGGUUUAUUCCAAAAUAGAUUCAGCUCUAAGUUGCA